AUGUUCGAUCCGGUCCUUCCUUCGUGUCCUAGUCUUUCAAAUACCCCUUUUUUGGUUCAACUUGCUUAUUUUGUAAUCCUUUCCUUGGUUGGAUAUUUGGCUUUGAAGGUUUCAAAGCCGAGAACUGCGAGCUCAUUUAGGCCUGCAAGCCUUGACAUCUUCUUCACUUCUAUUUCUUCUACAACGAGUUUCAAGCAUGUCAACGGUGGAAAUGUAGGGAGAUGGGUUGUGGCCAUUUGCUCUCUUUUGCUCAUUCAUGUCUUCGGCUUUUACGGUCUUGGGGUUCAUAAUGGUGCGGUUUAUACUUUUUUGCUCUAUGGAGUGGAAUUCGGGAACAAUGGAUGGUCCGAAUUCCUAUCGGAAGGUGAUGGUUGCAUUGUUUCGGGUUGUAAAUUCAAGGCACUCCGGUACCUCCCACCAUACACUUCAUUUUUGCUAGUAAAGCAACAGGAAGAGGUUGUUUCAGGAACUGAGCAAAAACGCAAAAGACAAAGGAAAUCUUUGGUUCAGUGCCUUUUGUUCUCACCUUUAUCUUACUUGGCCAUCUUUGUGAUUCUCAUUUGUAUCACAGAGAAAGAAAAGUUGAAGAAAGACCCCCUCAACUUUAAUGUGCUCAACAUCACCGUAGAAGUCGUAAGUGCAUAUGGAAAUGUUGGGCUCUCAACUGGCUACAGCUGCAAACGACAACUUGAACCAGACAACCUGUGCAAAGAUGCAUGGACUGGACUUAUCUUAAUUUAUGGUGAACGCUUAGCAAUAGCCUUCAUAGAUGAAUUUGGUGGAUCAAGUAAAGAUGGUGUGGAGCCUGCGGCCUUGCUAGUUUACCCCGAGAAAAACAUAGAUUAUGUAUCAAAGAAGCUUGGAACAAAGAAAAAUAGAGAUUACGCCAUGGUCAAUACUGUUUUUCCAUAA
Dovyalis caffra is the source of this 912-nucleotide messenger RNA. The record is from the annotation of a GenBank genome assembly. NCBI's taxonomy places the organism in Eukaryota, Viridiplantae, Streptophyta, Magnoliopsida, Malpighiales, Salicaceae.